AUGGACUCUACAGAAGCUCCGACAUCCCCUCGGGGUCGUGGUCGAGGUCGAGGGAGGAACCAACGCGGUCAACGAGGCAACCGAGGCCGAGCAAGAGGCGUGUAUCCAAGAGAUAGCACGACAACUACAACUGCCGGUCAAUUAGAAGCACUACCCGAUCACAGCCAUAGCAGGCCGCCAGGCAGCUUCGGUACCCGCCUGACCGGAGCUGCCCCGACUACCCAAGGCGGCGACAGUGGCCCAGCUGAGAACCCGCAGACCGACAAUCCCGCAGACGACGCUGAAGUAUGCUUCAUCUGCGCCAGUCCGAUCGAUCACACCGCAAUAGGACCAUGUAACCACCAGACCUGCCAUAUCUGUGCGCUGCGCAUGAGAGCCCUUUACAAAACUCGAGCAUGUGCACACUGCCGAACAGAAGCGCCCUUUGUCGUGUUUACAGACAGUACCGACAGGGUGUUUCAAGACUUCAAGGAUCAUGAGUUUGCAAAGAUUGACGAGAACCUCGGCAUCAAGUUUGAGAAACCCUCCAUUCUUGAGGAUACCAUUCUGUUGCUGCGGUACAAUUGUCCGGACAAGACCUGCGAUAUGGCAUGUCAAGGCUGGCCACAUCUUCAACGCCACGUCAAAGGGAAGCAUGGAAAGCUGAUGUGCGACCUGUGUGUGCGUCACAAGAAAGUCUUUGCUCACGAGCACGAGAUGUUUGCCUUUGGCGAGUUGCGGAGACACGAGCAGAAAGGCGACGACAACCCCGGUGCCGUUGACCAGUCCGGCUUUAAGGGACACCCUGAAUGUGGCUUCUGCAAAGAGAGAUUCUACGGCGACGAUGAGCUGUACACGCAUUGCCGUGAGAAGCAUGAAAGAUGCCACAUCUGUGAUCGCCAAAAUGCCGGCCGGAGUCCCGAAUACUACCUAAAUUACCAGGAACUUGAGAAGCAUUUCGCCACGAAACACUACGUCUGUUUGGACGCGGAAUGCCAAGCUAAUAAAACCAACGUAUUCGAAUCGGAGAUCGAUCUCAAAGCCCAUCAGCUAGCGGAGCACGCUGGCAGUCUAUCGAAAGACGUCAGACGAGACCAGCGGGUCGUGAAUCUUUCUAGUUUCGAUGUACGCACGCCUUAUCAACCCGAACGACCACGGAGAGGCGGUGGUAGAGGUCGAGAUCCCAACUCUGAACCCUUGCCCAUGUCUAGCGCCCAGCCGUUGUCGCGAGCCGAGCUUGCCUAUCAGCGACAAAUGGCCAUUCAGAGUGCUCAGUCUACGACGACCCGAACCUUUGGCGGACAACUUACACAGCCCACUGCCCCAGGGUCUCAAGCUUCACAACAGCCUCGCCGCCAACCGUCGCCGCCUUCUCAAGCUUCCCCACCCGCUCUCGACAAUCUGACUCUCAACCCUGCUGAUCGUGCCCGCGCGCUCCGUCAUAACGCUGUCACCGAACGCGCCGCCAACCUCCUGGAGCACGACCAAGGCAAGCUUGCGCAGUUCCGCUCCCACAUAUCUUCCUACCGCACCAACGCCACUACCGCCAACGACCUGCUUGAUGCAUUCUUCGCUCUGUUUCCCAGCCGUCCAGCCGACCUUGGCAUCCUCAUCCGAGAGCUCGCCGAUCUCUAUGAGGAUGGAACCAAGCGGACCGAUCUCCUCGCCGCAUGGAACAGUUGGCGCAGCAUCAACGAAGAUUAUCCAUCCCUGCCUUUGCCAUCGGGCGCGGCGCCGGCCGCUGACGAGAGCAUGGGUGCCAAUGUAGGCAGUGGGCGACGAGUGUUGAAAUUGAAGAGCAGUACGGCUCAGUCCGGCCGAUCCAACGCCGCGCGACAAGCCAGCUGGGGAAACAUCCUCACCCCUCCCACGGGGGUCAACGGCCGCGCAGUCCCUGGCCUGACCGGUGGAGGCGAGGCCUUCCCCUCCCUCCCAGCCUCCAGCGGCUCCGCCCGUCGCGCACCAUCCACCAGCAUCGCGUGGGCCGGCGCCCCCUCCUCCAACACAACCUCACGCACAAUCACCCCUUCCAUCAGCACAUCAGCCUCCCGCGCCGCCGGCGGCGGAGCCCGCCCACAAAAGCCCCCCGCACGCACCCAAGACCUCUUCCCCUCCCUCCCCACCGCAUCUAAGCCUCUAAACACCAUGAUCUCCGGCUUCAACACCCGCGCCUACGGCCCCGCCCUGACGAGCUCCCGCGGCGGAAGCGGCAGGAACUCUGGCGUGCAGACGCCCGUCAAUGCGUGGGGUAAUGGCGGGGCGAAUCCGACCCCGGCACAGGCUGCGGCGGCGGUCAGUGAAGCUCUGGGCGGCGGCGUGGAUGGAGAUGAUGCGGAUGGAGGGAAAAAGACUGCUGGGAAGGGUAAGGGGAAGGGAAAGGGAAAGAAGGGCGAGACGUUGUUUCACUUUGGUUGA
Messenger RNA from Cyphellophora europaea CBS 101466, 2394 nucleotides. RefSeq lists its product as uncharacterized. Gene Ontology annotation, molecular function: ribosome binding; ubiquitin protein ligase activity. Bases 1 to 2394 code for a protein of 797 amino acids. The transcript has a single exon. The record is from RefSeq and is a predicted model, not a curated record. NCBI's taxonomy places the organism in Eukaryota, Fungi, Ascomycota, Eurotiomycetes, Chaetothyriales, Cyphellophoraceae. Gene Ontology annotation, biological process: protein ubiquitination; rescue of stalled cytosolic ribosome.